Molecule: messenger RNA, 3535 nt
Organism: Quercus robur (English oak)
Lineage: Eukaryota; Viridiplantae; Streptophyta; Magnoliopsida; Fagales; Fagaceae
Product: putative ribonuclease H protein At1g65750
Exons: 2
Coding region: 483-2939 (818 amino acids)
Cellular component (GO): plasma membrane
Molecular function (GO): nucleic acid binding; RNA-DNA hybrid ribonuclease activity
Source: RefSeq, a predicted model, not a curated record
AAUAAAUAAAAAAAGAUUUCAUAAAUGAAAAAAAGAAAAAAUAAAAAAAUAAAGCCGAUAGAAGUGGAAUCUAUUGGAUAAAUGGAUACACGCUCACUCCCCAUGCCUGUGUCUCCAUAAACAGAGUACACACAUACAUCAACCGAGAGAGAGUGAGUGAGAGAGAGAGAGAGUGAGAGUGAGAUUUGGGAAGAAGAUGGCUCAGAGCUCCAAAAGAAGCAAAUGGGUCUCACUGUGCGUGCCUCUCUUUGCUUAUUUUGCUUCUACAAUCAUCGCAGAAGAUGACCGGAACACAAAAUUCUUUCAUGGGGUAGCCACUCAAAGAAAAAGGAGGAAUUUUAUUAAAGAUUUGGAGCGUGUAUUGGCUGGUGUGCAGCCCGUGGUUAGUACCUCUAUGAAUGAAGCUUUGACUUGUCCAUAUAGUAGAGAGGAGGUGGAGAUGGCUAUAAAACAUAUGGCUCCUUUAAAAGCCCCGGGUCCUGAUGGGAUGCCCCCUCUAUUUUUUCAAUCCUUUUGGCCUGACAUUGGUAUGGAAGUUUCAGAUGCUGUCCUCUCUUGUCUCAAUUCAGUGUUCUGGGAGGACAGGUUUUAUGGCGUUAAAGCUUGAUAUGAGCAAAGCUUAUGAUAGAGUGGAGUGGGUCUUUUUGGAGAAAAUUUUAUUGAAGAUGGGUUUUCAAGAAAGUUGGGUGGCCAUGAUCAUGCAAUGUAUCACAACGGUAUCUUACUUAAUUCUGGUGAAUGGCGAACCUACAGGUCAUAUUUAUCCUUCACGAGGGUUGAGACAGGGUGAUCCUUUGUCACCAUUCCUAUUUCUAUUUUGUGCAGAAGGCUUGAAUGCCCUUCUCAGUCAAGCUGCAAAUUCUGGGGAGAUAAGAGGUUACUCUAUUUGUAGAGCGGGUCCAAAAAUUACUCAUUUGUUUUUUGCCGAUGAUUGCUUGUUAUUCUGUAGAGCUACUCCUGAAGAAUGUGCUAAAAUCCAGUCUAUCCUUGCAUGGUAUGGGGCUGCUUCGGGUCAGCAGGUGAAUUCGGAUAAGACUACAGCUUUCUUUAGUCGAAACACUUCUGCGGAGGUUCAGGAAGAAUUAAAAGUUUUGCUAGGGGUGCCGGUUAUUCAAAACUAUGAGAAGUAUUUGGGGCUUCCCUCUUUUGUGGGUCGAGAGAAGAAAGCGUGUUUCAAUCACAUCAAGGAACGGAUCUGGGCUAAAAUGCAAGGGUGGAAGGAAAAAUUGUUGUCUCAGGCCGACAAGGAAAUAAUGAUCAAAGCGGUGGUUCAAUCAAUCCCAACGUACUCUAUGAAUGUCUUUCGGCUUCCUAUUGGUCUCCUUAAAGAUAUAGAAGCUAUGAUUCGUAAGUUUUGGUGGGGGUGUUCUGAGAAUUCCAGAAAGAUCCACUGGGUUAAAUGGGAGACUCUUUGUUCUUCAAAGUCAAUUGGAGGCAUGGGGUUUCGCGACUUACAUAUGUUUAAUGAUGCCAUGUUGGGGAAGCAAGUUUGGCGUUUAUUUCAUGAUAGGACCUCGUUGGUUUAUAAGGUGUUUCGGGCAAAGUACUUUCCUUCCGGUAACAUUUUUGAUGCGGUAGCCUCUCCGGUUUGCUCCUUUGCUUGGCAAAGUAUUAUACAAGCCAGGGAAGGUGUUUUGAGGGGUGCUCGAUGGAGGGUGGGGGAUGGGCGAGAUAUUAAAAUCUGGAGUGAUCAUUGGCUGCCUUUUGAAGGUGGGGGAAGGAUUUUAUCUCCACAAAGGGACCUUUCUCUGAAUAUGGUUCAGGAUUUGCUGCUGCCUGGUUCAAAUCUCUGGAAUGAGGAGCUUCUUGAUUUGAACUUCUAUCCGUGGGAAGCUGAAGCCAUCAAAAACAUCCACGUUAGCAACCAUGAGGCAGCUGAUGCUCUGAUAUGGCCUCACACGGAUGAUGGUGUGUACUCUGUUCGGAGCGCGUAUCGCUUAUUGGUAGCAUUUCAGCAUCAGAAUCAACCCAGCUCGUCGGAUGUGGAGUCCGGAAAGGGGUUAUGGAAUGGAAUUUGGAAGUUGAAGGUCCCUAACAAAGUGAAACACCUUCUGUGGCGCGCGAUUCGUGAGGCAUUACCAACGAAAUGUAAUCUGCAAAGGCGUCAGGUAUUAAGGUCUGGUAUUUGUGAUGCUUGUGGCGACUAUGGUGAAGACGUGAUUCAUGCUUUGUGGCUCUGUGAUGCGGUGAAACCCAUUUGGAUGUCAGAUGCUCGGUUCUCUUUUCUUCGUGCUCAUCAUUUUUCUAACUUUGGUGAUCUGUUUCAGUUUUUAUGUGCGCAAGGUUCCUCUAAUCUGGUUGCUCUGUUCGCUAUGGCUGCUUGGGGUAUCUGGGAGAGGCGAAACAGGGUGAGGGAGGGGCAGAGAACUUGGGGUUCAAAUUUGGUCAUGCACCGAGCUUCAGAGCUUCUGCAGGAGUUUCGGGAUGUUCAACCGAUGAAUCCACGGAUGGCUAUCCGGAGUAUGGAUUUGCGUUGGAAGCCCCCUGAUUCAGGUGUGUACAAAUUAAAUUUUGAUGGUGCUUUAUUCCUGGAACAGAGGUGCGCUGGCUUAGGGGUGGUUGUGAGGGACUCGGCUGGGCUUGUUAUGGCUGCAUUAAGUCAGAGAGUGCGGAUCCCAGGUUCGGCCAAUGUGGUGGAGGCUUUGGCAGCUCGAAGAGCCGUCUGCUUUGCUCAGGAACUCAGCCUUCACAAUGUGGUGUUUGAAGGUGAUUCUCUGAAAGUUAUUGAAGCCAUUAACGACAAUAGGCCAGUGCAGACUUUGUAUGGACAUAUUAUUGAUGAGAUAAGGCUGUUAUCUUCUUCUUUUAUGUGUAAUUUUAUGCAUGUUAAUCGGAGGAGCAAUAAGCUAGCUCAUGCUCUUGCUAGACGAGCAGUUUUAUCUGCUGAUAUCGAUGUGUGGAUAGAAGAACUUCCACGGGACUUGGAGAAUGUUGUUUAGUUUGUUUUUCCAGUAAUAAAGUUUCUUUUACCUUUUCCUCAAAAAAAAAAAAGUUCCUUUACUUAAACAUUCCUAAAAUAAUUUUUGCAAAUGACAAAGAAGCAUAUCUGCACCCAAACAAUCUCAAUUCAUCUCCAAGAAUUUUUGUCGUGGAUUGAAUAGAGACUCACACAUAGCAAUACUUGCAUAUGUUAUGAUUUCAUGUAAUAAUUCUUACAGGUGAGCUAUUAAAAACGGUCCAACAAUUUUUGGUCCCUCCCAAAAACACUAUUAGUUAUGUCAUUAAGGAAAAAUAAGUUUAUGAGACCAUCUUAUGAAGCAUAUAUUGUUGUUUGGGAUCCAUUCUCCACGAAAAUGUGAUAGAUGCGUUUAAUAAGAUUUCUUUUUUUUAAAGAUUAAUCAUAUGUAAUUGCUAACUUAGCAACAUGACAUACAUUUAUUAGGGAAUCAAGACAAUUAUUAUAAGCAAAAAAAAAAAUGAAUUGUCAGGAUGUAAUAAUCUUAAUUGCUUGGGUUUCGUACAAAUUAAUACCCAAGUCUCUAAAUACAGUACUGAAGACCAAGUUGUUUUGCGUUUCAGCAUUAUUCGUGUAAUA